CAGUAGGGAGCUCCUUCACUGAGGCUGUUCCCAUCAGCUGGGGGACCUUCUCGCCCAAUGGCAUUGUGCUCUGGAGGGCCAGUGGAGCAGCCUUGGAGACUGUAAUGCUCCUGUUGCUAGAACUUUUGUUGACCAGUGCUGCCGACCUACAGAGUUUCACUCUCAGUCAUGAUGCUGCACCUGAUGUGGAUUGUGGUUUGGUUUGGUUUAGAACCAGCAGAUGAGCUUAAGAUAGCGUAGAUGUGGACAAAUAUCAGUUUUGGGAGCAUUUUGACUCGUCUUUCUUUACGGCGUGUAAACUGUGGCAUGUGCCUGGGAUUAGAACAUUUCACUGAGGAUUACGUUUUUAGCAGCACCCCAAUGGCAGUUUGCUUGGAGGAGAACUGGAAGGUCUGAAUGUUAAUCCUGCCUACUGCUUGGCCAGCGCACUCAGUCAACACGUCUGUGAAGUCGAUUUCAUGCACUGAGAGUUGACAGUGGCUUCUCGUUUCAGUAGCGCUGCUGCUAACCUCUGUGUGAGUGGGGGAAUGUUGCAGUUCAUCCAGAAGCAGAUUCAUGGUCACUUAGUGGAACGCAGGAUUCGCCGGACACGGCUCGUGACCAAGGAUGGCCACUGUAACAUUGAAUUUGGCAACGUUAAGUAUCACAGCCAUUUUGCUUACCUGAUGGACUUUUGGACCACCUUUGUUGAGAUCCGAUGGCGCUUUGUUAUAUUCUCCUUUGUCGCUGCUUUCACUGGAAGCUGGUUUGUCUUCGGCCUGCUGUGGUACUCGAUUGCAAAGAGCAACGGAGACUUGGAGGCAGUGGAGGGGGAGCAUUCUGCUGAUGGCCAUGCAAAGUGCAUAGACAACAUAAACGGUCUCACAACUGCCUUCCUUUACUCUUUAGAGACCCAGACAACCAUUGGAUACGGUGGACGAGCUCUGACUGGCCACUGCGCUGGCACAGUGGCCCUUCUUGUCAUCCAGUCGCUCGUGGGUGCCAUCAUAAACUGCUUCAUGUGCGGCCUGAUUUUGGCCAAAAUAUCUCUACCCAAAAAGCGAGCCAAGACGGUCACCUUCAGUGACACAGCGGUCAUCUGCUUGAAGAAAGGAAGCCUCUGCCUACAGAUUCGGGUGGCGAACCUGCGCAAGACCCUGCUCAUUGGCAGCCAGAUUUACGGGAAGCUGUUGAGGACCACCAUCUCGUCAGAUGGAGAACCCAUCAUCCUGGACCAGGUGAACAUUGACUUCCUGGUGGAUGCAGGCAAGGACAACCUCUUCUUUGUCUGCCCUUUGACGCUGUACCAUGUGAUCGACAGUUCCAGCCCCUUUGCAGAGAUGGCGGCAGACACCAUCCUGCAGCAGGAGUUCGAGCUGGUGGUCUUCCUAGAAGGGGUGGCUGAGUCCACCAGCUCGUCCUGCCAGGUGCGCACAUCUUUCAUCCCUAGUGAGAUUCAGUGGGGCUACAGCUUCCUGCCCAUCAUCUCUCGCACCAAAGGGGGCAAGUACCGGGUCGACUUCUCCAACUUCUCCAAGACUGUACCGGUGGUCACUCCACAUUGUGCCUGCUGCUAUCUGAAUGAACUGAACAGCAGUCUUAUACUUCACCAGCACGGUCAACAAGGCAUUGAUAACCUUGGAUUUGAUGUUAGUUCAAUUACCAUUGAAGAUUCGAUGGACAACACUCAAAUGUGAGACGGUUCAAUAGAAAUUCCAACCAGUUUUUUUUUUUUAAUCAUUCAUUAAAGAUGUAAACAAAGCUGGUCAGAGUGGUUUGGUGUCAAAUAGCCAUUCCAGAGAAACUCAGCGAGUCACAAUUUUGAACAGCCGCGGUAGGAAUUGGACAUCCAAAGUGUUUAAUGCCUCCAAAACAGGUGCCAGACAUUGUCCGGGGGGCUAGAUUGGUGGGGUCAA
This is a messenger RNA of Pygocentrus nattereri (red-bellied piranha), 1895 nucleotides long. It is a transcript of the gene kcnj1b, whose product is annotated as potassium inwardly rectifying channel subfamily J member 1b. Gene Ontology annotation, molecular function: ATP-activated inward rectifier potassium channel activity. Gene Ontology annotation, cellular component: plasma membrane. Gene Ontology annotation, biological process: potassium ion import across plasma membrane; regulation of monoatomic ion transmembrane transport. The record is from RefSeq and is a predicted model, not a curated record. Lineage: Eukaryota; Metazoa; Chordata; Actinopteri; Characiformes; Serrasalmidae. Bases 528 to 1676 code for a protein of 382 amino acids. The transcript has 2 exons.